Molecule: messenger RNA, 837 nt
Organism: Drosophila erecta
Lineage: Eukaryota; Metazoa; Arthropoda; Insecta; Diptera; Drosophilidae
Exons: 1
Coding region: 1-837 (278 amino acids)
Biological process (GO): proteolysis
Molecular function (GO): serine-type endopeptidase activity
Source: RefSeq, a predicted model, not a curated record
AUGCAUUCGCUGCUUGUUUGUGUUUCAGCGCUUUGGUUUUGUCAGUUUUGCGAAGCGGCGAUUGGAAGUCAACUCUGCAAGGAUUGUCGGAUGAAUGUGAUAUAUCCUGAUGGGGGUAAAGGCAACCAGCACUUGUCAGAAAACCGUCAAAUAGUUCGAAUCAUCAACAAAUACAAGCGAAUCAGAAGACAGGAGCUGGAAUAUCGAGAUGAGAUCGGGCUGCGUAGCUUGCAGUCAAAAAAGUUCAACUUUAUAGCGAAGGUAAAGGUGGGAAAUGCGGUACGAUGCAGUGCAGCCUUGGUGGCUCCAAGUUUGGCGAUCACCUCCAGUAAUUGCUUUAUAAAUGACUCCUCUAAGCCGCUGCAAAUUAUCUUCACCGGCGGAAGAAGUUUCGCUGUGGAUAAUGUAGUGAAACCGGAUUUCUGUCCUGAACUUAGCGUGCUCCAUUUGACAAGACCCUCUGAAAUAAAUCCAAUUGCCCUUUGCCAUUAUGACCUACCUUUGGGCACAAAGGUAUCAAUGAUGAUGGCCAGUCCGGAUCUCAUCUAUUACGGCCGUCGGAGAACUGAAAUAAUCUCAAAUCGCGCCUGCAAGACAACAUUCCUAGAAGAGGAUUCCGUUUUCAUAACUUCCAGUAUGCUGUGUGCAAGAAACUCUAAAAAUCCGGAAAAGUGUGCCACUUCUCCUGGUGAUGCCUUACUUAUAGACCAUCAAUUAUGUGGCUUAAACAUUUAUGGAUUUCGUUGUUUUCAAAAUGCAGUCAAUGGCGAUCUCUACUUAAGCCUAAGCAAACUGCAGCCCAUGAUCGGCGAUUUGAUCCGGCAACUUAAUGGUUAA